Molecule: messenger RNA, 1629 nt
Organism: Trichoderma harzianum CBS 226.95
Lineage: Eukaryota; Fungi; Ascomycota; Sordariomycetes; Hypocreales; Hypocreaceae
Exons: 5
Coding region: 236-1576 (446 amino acids)
Biological process (GO): regulation of transcription by RNA polymerase II
Molecular function (GO): zinc ion binding; DNA-binding transcription factor activity, RNA polymerase II-specific
Source: RefSeq, a predicted model, not a curated record
ACUAAGUCGGGUAAACUAUUUGCGCAGCACUCACAACGAAAUUUUAAUGUCCUCAAUGUCUUCUUUGCGAUAAUCACUUGCUAAAUAACUGCUUCAAAUUAUUCGCUUCUUUCCCUCUCAUGCUAGAUUCGAUCUAUACUUAUGAUGCCCGGUUUGCGGCUGUUAUCAUCUGAGCCUUGAUGCCAAGCCUCCUGACUCACACCUUAAAGAAAAGUUGGAAGCACAUAUAAACACCAUGGAAACAGUAAAGACCGUCAUUCGAAGAAGCCAUGUAAAAUCGAAGAACGGAUGUCAAACAUGCAAACGAAAGCGUGUUAAAUGCGAUGAGUUUCGGCCAAUAUGUCGCAGAUGUCUAUUUACAGGAUCAGAGUGUGGAUAUUAUAAGUCACCUGUAACACAAGUUACUGAUGCCUUCGACUCCUUGUGGUGGCCUAUACACAUUGAGAAGUCUUGUAUACAAUGGAAGGAAACUGGAAAGCCUCCGUUUCCGACAUUAAAGAUCGCUACGUCUCUGGGUUGGCACAAUAUGCCUCUGGCUGAUCUGCGGUAUCUCUACCAAACAGCUUUAGCGGUUAGUGUGCUUGAUCUUAGCGGCACCAGUGAUAUGUGUCUAUUAUUGGGCGAGUUUCGAACGAUGUUUCAGCUCGCAACUGCAUUCGACUUUGUAGCUCAUAUGCUAGCAGCGGCUUCUGCCGAACGCCUUGCAAUACGAGCCAAAUCACAUGAAGCAUCUGUAGCUGCGUAUCGUUAUCACACUCUUGCUCUGAAGGGACUCAGACAAGCAAUGCAAUCUUUUUCAAGAAGCAAUGCGGAUGCAAUUCUGGCUACGGCACUGGGUUGUUCAUAUCAGAUGCCAGACUGUCGUUCAUUAAUGGCAAUUGUCGACUGCAUUUCCCAGACUGUGUACCAGAUGCGUACUUGGUCCAAAGAAUCCGUUUUUUAUGACUUAUUUGAGUACGAUCUCCGCUAUAACGCUGGAGAGACAGAGAUGACACUGGCGCGUCACCAGCUAGAUCGACCUGAGGAGAAUAAAGACCGCCACGCCUUCGCCAGAGAGCUCUUUGACGACGGCAUUAAUGCAAUUAAUAGACUGACAACGUGUUUCCGGAAUAAUCAAAACAUCGCGGCAGUAACUCGGCAACUCCGAGAUGUUCUUACAGUUGCUCACGAGCGGCAUCAAAUGCACAUCCCGGCUAAGGAACAAUAUCGUUUAAUCUAUCCAUUUACGGCAUGGUUCACGAAAAACUCAGCUGCAUCGUUUAUAGAUCUCAGCAACAGAGACCCGCUCUUAUUUCUCUUUCUGGCACAUAUGUAUGCGGUUGUUAUCACCCUGGCUGUGGCGCUGCCUGAGAUCGACUAUCCUUUUUUUGCCUCCAUGCGAGUAAAAGGUAUCCUUGAGAUUAACAAAAAGAUGGAAAGGGAGUCAUGGUUCACAUGUGUUGCUUGUCAUGCAUUCCACAGUUUUGAUCAAAUGAUGCGUUUCCCGCUCCAAGCUGUAAAGGUCUACCAGUUGGUUGGACCGCACGAGAAAGACAAUGGAUAUACGCAUAAAUGUUUCCUUUCUAGUAUUCGAUAAAUAUAGAUAACUUAGUGCUAGCCAUACAGUAAUUAGUCGGAGUACUAGUCCGU